ACUCAUUCAAUCCUGGAUUUUUCACAGGACUUCGUUGAUCCACCGGUCGUGCCCAAGGACGACUUACUGUACCUUCAAAAAGAACUCGAAGAACAUCUGAGCAAAGCAGAGGACGCAGUAUACUCAGACGGAAACCACGCAGAGGGAUUGAACGGUGGUGUUAUCAAGUCCAGCGAUUUAAUUCCACAGAGUAUUUUCAGUGAGCAAUCGGAUUCACCUACUCCUUCUAUAGAAGAAGACUAUCUACCACCUGCCCCUCCCCCGGAAAAGUCCUACACCUCUGUUCACGGAGAGGAAGAGGAGUUCCAAGAACACGACCUCCCAGAGAUCCCACAUCAAGAAGAAGUGCCUACAUCCGAGUUCACCCCUGGAUCUACUAACGAAGAAAAGGUCUCUCAAGACAAAGAAAUACAUAACGAAGAAGGGGGCACAUUAGAAUCUACUCCUAAACACUGUCAAGGAGAAAUUCCGGUAUUGGAGCAUUCAGAUCUGGAGCAAACUCCAGACCAUCUUGAAUUGGAAACAUCCAAAGGGGUUAACGAAGAAGGAUUUGAUAAGUUCAAACCGGAGAGCCAGGAACCAUAUACCGAAGGUGUUGGAUAUUGUGGACAAGGAAGACAGGAAAUCGCCGAAGAAGAAUUCGGACACGAGGAUCACUUUGAAAAACUACCAGAAACCUUCCCUCUCGAAGAAUACACAUUUGAAAACCAGGAGUCAAAGCUAGAACAAGAACAAGAAGAACCUGAACGUCAGGGAUCUUUUGAAAAUCAAGCUCAUCAAGAAAGUUUCGUACCAGAGACUGAGGAUUUUAUUCACGACCCGCCGGUAGAACAACCACCAAAUCCGCUUCCUCUUCCUGAGCUCCUUCACGCAAGCGAAGAAUUCAGUCAAGCAGAUCCAGUUUUAGAGAGUCCAGUCGGCCACAUGGAAACACCAGAAGACAUAGGAUUGCUAGAUAAUGCCCACUUGAGUUUGGUUGGAAGGGUAGACCAACUUGCAGCGGAAAAGCACGAAACCACUCCUUUACACUAUACGGAAGGUGAUGAUGCAGGUGAAGUAACGAUAGCAGACUUUGAACAAGAGGCCUCUCUGUCUUCAAGGGAGCAUAAUCUCGAGGAAAAUAGAUAUGUCGCUGAUACAUUCGGUGUUGUCAUCAGUGAAAAUCAAUUGCCGCCUCAACAACCGGUGAUGAAGGCUGCAGAGCCUGUUUUCGAGGAGGCGAAACCCACCUUCGAGGAGAUCAAACGGGACCUGGAAAAGAAAAACAUUGUCGGAUCCUUGCAAGCUCAGCCUCCACAAAGUCACCAUAGGGCUGGAUUAUCUGAUAUGGAACCAACCAACCAAGGUGGCAAUUAUUCAGAAAGGAAUAUAGGUGCUCAUAUGAACGGAUCAAGCUAUGCAUCCCACCGACCCCCUAGUGGUCAAAUGGGGUCAACUGACAAUACGAUAAGCCGUGCAGGCGGAAGUCGUGAGGGUAGGGGAAAUGCCCCGGCUGGAAUUGCCCAGGUCAGACAAACCCUUGCCCUGCCUGACCUUCAGCUUAGUCAUGUGACCGUCUUCACAGAUAGAGCGGAAUUGGUCCGAACAAUCACGCCUGUCUUCAAAGCUGGAGAGAUUGUGGAGAUGCUCUUUGAAAAUGUCUCCUCUGCAAUCGACAAGGACUCAAUCAGAGUUGAACUGCGCGGUGCCGCCACAAUUCUUGACGUUGCCUAUAGUGCCCGCACAAUUCCCCAUCUUGAGGAGACUUGGACUCAAAAGAUUUGGGACUUGCAGACCGAGUUGCGGCAAUGCCAUCGGCAAAUUGAGGCUCUAAAUGGUCGUCUGGCGCGCUUAGAGAAGCAACGCAGUGUUCUUGAUACAUUCGCUGAUGGAAUGACAAAGAAAACUGAGGAAGAAGUCUUCGCUGCUGCUCUACCUCAACAACCACCUCCUCUACCUCAGCACGAUAAGAAACAUGACAAACAUAGUAAGAAGUUACAAUUGGAAGACAACUACGCUGGAACUCUAGCGAAGAGAUCAAUGUCUGAGUUGAAUAAUCAGGCCAAUCCAUAUGAUCCAACUCACAUGGAUACUCUUCAACGCUUCUUAACCAUGUAUGAAGAUCAAGCUGAACGUUUGGAUAGUAGUCUUCUGUCGUCAAAGGAGGAGUUAGACAGAACUCGUGAUCGUGCUGAACAGAUUGAAAAGGAGUUGGCUGUUCUCGAGAAACGCCAAGACAACAACCUGGUUCGCACUCCCCAAUCAACUUUAGUCAAUGCGUCCUCUGCAUCUUCCUCUCUCUCCCGCCCACCACGGCCUGUGUCUGCAGCUUCACGUUGUAAGACGCCACGUCUGCUUCCCAGCGCACCGAAUGCACACCCUCCUCACAACGAAAACGGCUCUCAUACUCAAGAGGCUCUGAUGGAAUCUAAACGACAGAAGAAGACUGGAAAGUACGAUUCUUCACCGGCUGUAACGCGCAAACCCCCGCCUAUACCACCUCAAUCACCUCCUAUAGAUAGAAUGUAUCCAUCGCCAAAUGCUGCGUAUAUUCCAGAAGAGGAUGUGGCUAUUAUUGGCAACUACUUGGUGGCCACUCUGCCAAGGUCUCGUACAUCCUCGAUGUCGCAAGAUAACACGAGGUUAAGGAGGUCGAAUUCAAGGAACAGAGCAUCAAUUUUUGAUGAGUCCCCUCGUGUGGGCUCUACUCCUAUGAACACUUUGCAACGGGCUACGAGUUAUGAAACUGGAGGUGCAACUCUUCGCAAUUCAUCAAUCAGCCGUGCCGCCUCAAGACAAGCUCUUGGGACGAGUCUGUUCAUGAGUGCAGCGCCUCCGGGCGAACUUCAAAAUACUCCAGUUGGAAAGGCGGCUCCCGCUUCGAUUCAAUCUGUUGCUACAGUGAUCUUUGAGGUUCCAAGGCCUCCAGUGCUGGUGCCUUGCAAUGAAGAGGAAAUUCGUGUCACGGUGGGUCUAAUUGACCUUCAACCUACCUACGACUACGUCACUGUCCCCAAACGAUCUCUCUCCGCCUUCCUCAAAGCUCAUGUCAAGAACUCAAGCAAUUUCUACAUUCUACCUGGGCAGACUAACAUCUACUCAGACAAUACCUUCAUUGGCAAGUCUGAGCUUGGAGCUGUAGCUCCAGGAGAAGAUCUUUCAUGUGAUCUUGGUGCGGAAUCUGGAAUUGAAGUGGUCUAUCGACCCAUGUUCAAGUCGAAGGAGAAUGCUUCCGGACAGAAGGCCACAGUGAGCUUCAAACAAGUUAUCGAUGUUCGCAACACUUUCCAACGACCUGUUCGCGUCAUGGUCGUAGACCAACUACCUUCCAGUGGUGAAGAUAAAAUCAAGGUGAGCCUAAUUGAACCAAAUAUCAAGAAUCCUGAGAAGUACGACAGAAAGAAGCCGAUUCGAAUGAAUAAGAAUCACAACAUUGAGUGGGAUCUUGACCUUCAUGCUGGAGAAACAAAGGAAGUUGUAUUGCGCUACAAUGUGGAGUACCCAGCCGUAGAAGAGUUAGAGGUCAGUGUUGCCGAGGAAUAA
Rodentolepis nana is the source of this 3522-nucleotide messenger RNA. The record is from the annotation of a GenBank genome assembly. Lineage: Eukaryota; Metazoa; Platyhelminthes; Cestoda; Cyclophyllidea; Hymenolepididae.